Molecule: messenger RNA, 1111 nt
Organism: Apodemus sylvaticus (European woodmouse)
Lineage: Eukaryota; Metazoa; Chordata; Mammalia; Rodentia; Muridae
Gene: Tbc1d21
Product: TBC1 domain family member 21
Exons: 11
Coding region: 8-1111 (367 amino acids)
Biological process (GO): activation of GTPase activity
Molecular function (GO): GTPase activator activity
Source: RefSeq, a predicted model, not a curated record
GGGGAACAUGACCACCCUUUCUCCAGAAAACAGCCUCUCUGCCAGGCGGUCAGCCACCUUAAUUCUGGAGAAGAGAAACCCCGCUAUUGACAAGGCAGAAUGGGACAGCUUCUUCGAUGAGAACGGUCACUUGGCCAAGUCACGAGACUUCAUUUGUAGUAACAUCCUGGAAAGGGGACUGCAUCCCUUCGUGAGGACGGAAGCCUGGAAGUUCCUCACAGGCUACUACUCAUGGCAGAGUUCCCGGGAUGAGCGGCUCAUGGUGGACAGCAACAGGAGGAGGAACUAUAACUCCUUGUGCCAGAUGUACGAGAAAAUCCAGCCCCUGCUGGAAAACUUACAUGGGAACUUCACAGAGACUCGGAACAACAUCGCAUAUGACAUCCAGAAGCUGUAUGAUAAAGACCCCUUGGGCAACGUGCUUGUAGACAAGAAGAAACUGGAGAAGACCCUGCUGCUGAGUUACGUCUGCAACACAAAGGCUGAGUACCAGCGAGGCUUCCAUGAGAUGGUGAUGCUUUUCCAGCUGAUGGUGGAGCACGACCAUGAGACCUUCUGGCUCUUCCAGUUCUUCCUGCAGAAAACAGAGCACAGCUGUGUCAUCAACAUCGGCGUAGGCAAGAACCUGGACAUGCUCAACAACCUGAUCACUUUACUGGACCCUGAGUUUGCUGAACACCUCAAAGGGAAGGGCUCAGGAGCUGUGCAGUCCCUCUUCCCGUGGUUCUGCCUUUGCUUCCAGCGUGCCUUCAAAUCCUUCGAUGAUGUCUGGAGGCUCUGGGAGGUCCUGCUGACAGGGAAGCCCUGCAGGAACUUCCAAGUGCUGGUGGCCUACAGCAUGCUACAGAUGGUGCGUGAGCAGGCGCUGCUGGAGUGUAUGAGCGGUGACGCCAUUCUCUCGGCCUGCAACAGCCUUAUCGACCUUGAUGCGGAUGAGCUGAUCUCAGCGGCCUGCGUGGUUUAUGCUGAGCUCAUGCAAAAGGAGGGGUCCAAGUACAGACCUGGACCUCCAGAGACUCAGGGGAAUGUCACCAACUGGACAGAGUGGAGUGAGAACAAAAUCGGAUAUCUAUAUCACAAUUCCUGGCUCUCCUCACCCCCAGGUUCCUGA